Messenger RNA from Oncorhynchus keta (chum salmon), 6894 nucleotides. RefSeq names its product aggrecan core protein. Gene Ontology annotation, molecular function: hyaluronic acid binding. Lineage: Eukaryota; Metazoa; Chordata; Actinopteri; Salmoniformes; Salmonidae. The record is from RefSeq and is a predicted model, not a curated record. The coding region runs from base 208 to 5796 and encodes 1862 amino acids. Gene Ontology annotation, biological process: cell adhesion. The transcript is spliced from 16 exons.
CUCUUUACUUUGCUUCCUUCGCUGGCGGACGGAGCUCAAGUCGUUCUUUAGCUUUUUCAAUUCAACUUGGGAAAUCCUCGUACCUGACAACCCAUUGUCCGAUUACAUUCAAAUUUGGUGGAAAAAUAAUUAUUAGAAGUUGCACCUGUCGAGUCUGCUUCAAAAUACAGAGGUCCGCAGAAAGGAUACUUUGAGAGGGUCGUUUAAAUGAGAUUGGAGAUGCUCCUGUCUUUGCUGCUGUGUGCCAUCUGUCCGCUCGUCCUACCGUCCUCCUCUACCCCCAGCCAAGCCUCAGAUGACUCCAGACUCCUACAGGUGACCAUCCCUACGACCCCUCCCUUAACUGCCGUCUUGGGGGGCUCUCUUACCCUACCUUGCCUGGUGUCUCUGUCCCACCCGCCCCCCAACACAAAUGGCCGCCACGCCGUACUCUCCCUACCCAGGGUCAAGUGGAGCGUGCUGUCCCAGGGACACGAGACUGAGAUCCUGGUGGCCCGAGGGGACAGGGUGAAGGUCAGCGAGGACUACAAGGACCGAGCCUCCCUGCUCCAUUACGCUUCCUCCCCGGCCGACCUCACCCUGAGGCUGGAGGGCCUGCAGUACAACGACUCUGGCUUCUACCGCUGUGAGGUGCAGCAGGGCCUGGAGGAUGCCGACGAUGUGGCUCAGGUCAAGGUCAAAGGGGUGGUGUUCCACUACCGGGAUGCUUCCAGUCGCUAUGCCUUUACCUUUACGCAGGCCCGGGACGCCUGUGAAGAGAUCGGGGCUCACAUCGCCACCCCAGAGCAGCUCUUGGCAGCCUACCACAGUGGCUAUGAGCAGUGUGAUGCGGGCUGGCUCUCAGACCACUCAGUGAGAUAUCCCAUCCAGAUGCCACGAGAGGGAUGUUUUGGAGACAUGGACGGGCAUCCUGGAGUGAGGAACUAUGGGCUGCUGGAACCUGAUGAGCUGUACGAUGUAUACUGUUAUGUGGAGAAUAUAGAGGGGGAAGUGUUCCAUGGCUCUUCCCCCCGAAGUUUCACCCUGUGGGAAGCUAAGGCCUAUUGUCUGGCUCAGGGAGCAGAGCUGGCUACCACAGGUCAGCUGUAUGCAGCCUGGAAUGACGGACUGAACGCCUGCAGCCCAGGGUGGUUGGCUGAUGGGAGUGUACGCUACCCCAUUGUCACUCCCAGGGAGCGUUGUGGUGGAGGGGAGCCUGGGGUCAGGACUGUCUAUCGCCAUUUGAACCAGACAGGCUUUCCAGAGGCACACACUCGCCACGACACUUACUGCUUCCGAGGCAACAGCAACACUCACACCGAAUCUCCCCAUGAUUACCUGGCUACAGAGCCAGAGGACAUCGGCCAGGACAUUGUGACGCUGUCUGAGCCUCUGGAGGAAUUCAGCCUGGGUCAGGUGACAGAGCAGGUGGUGAGCAAAGAAUCUCAGGGCUCCCUGUCUGCCAUCCUUGUUCCAGAGGAGCAACACGCAUCAGUGCAUAUAGAGGAGCAAGGGGCUGUCCCUGGGGAGCAGUACCCAGAGCAGAGGGCUGUCCCUGGGGAGCAGUACCCAGAGCAGAGGGCUGUCCCUGGGGAGCAGUACCCAGAGCAGGGGGCUGUCCCUGGAGAGCAGUACCCAGAGCAGGGGGCUGUCCCUGGAGAGCAGUACCCAGAGCAGAGGGCUGUCCCUGGAGAGCAGUACCCAGAGCAGGGGGCUGUCCCUGGAGAGCAGUACCCAGAGCAGGGGGCUGUCCCUGGGGAGCACGGAGAAGAACAGGGGUUUGUUCCUGGAGAACACGGAGCGGAGCAGGGGGCUGUUACUGAGGAGGCAUACACCAAGGAGGAUGGAGAGGAGCAAGGGGCUGUGCCUGGGCAGCACAGAGAGGAACAGGGGGUUGUUCCUGGGGAGCAGUACCCAGACCAGCCUGGAGAGGAGCAGGGGGCCGUCGAUGGCCAGGGCCCUACUGUUGUCUAUCACGCCCUACCCAUUCCGAUUGAACCCCAAGACCCAUUCACCCCCACAUCCUUCCCCCAAGACCUGGAGCCCACAGAGGACACCUGGCAGCCGGUGAAAGAGGUCAGCAACCCAGAAACAUAUCAGCCUGCCCCUAAGGGGGCAAACGUAGACUUACACUACCCAGUCACACCCUAUGAUGAGCUGAAUGCAAACCCAACACUGUAUCCACCUUCUCGCGAGACAAAUGAUGACUCAGGUGAUCUUACAACUGCUCAUGAAGACAACAUUAGUAGCCCCGAUCCCUACCAGCCCUUGUCAGAGUCAAACGUGGAAUCAGGAGAGCUCUCAAUAGAGGGUGUUCCAGGGACUGCUCUGGAGCCCCCCGUGCCCACCACAGGGUAUGAGGAGGUGGACAAGUCCAGUGAUCCACAGCCCAUGCCUGGCACAACCCCUGAGAGUGGUGAGUCUCAGUAUGGUAUUUCAGAGGAAAGCCAUCUGCAAACAGGGAUCACCCAGGAGACCGAACACUACACUUUUACCUCUGAGACCGCAGGCUACAAUGUAUCAGGAGUUGAAGCCACUACUAGUCAUGACAGGUCUCCAGAGGAGCAACUGGAAAGUAAGCUGCCCACACCUCCUGAGGAGGACUACUCCGGAGAUGAGCAUGUCAUCCAGGAGCAUGUCACAGACACAGACUCGGCCUACCCAAGCACCUCUUACGACCUCUCAGGAGGGUCCAUCAGGCCUGAGGGAGCCAUCGCUGGGGGUGUUGAGGAGACAUCUGUAUCUUCCACUUCACCUCACGAGGAAACGGAGCUCUUCCCUGACCAGUCCACCACUCAGCCUCCAUACUGGGAGAGCACACCUGAAUACCGGCGUACCAACUCUGUGGACCACAGUGCCAGUGUCCUUCUCCCUGAGGAGCAUACCACAUCACUGGACUCAUUGGUCCUCCAGACAGGGGAGAACAGUGGCUCUGCUACGGCUGAGUCAGGAGACCUGGCUACCCUAAGCCCAGUGGAGAUGGACCCCUAUGAACUGAUCCCUACCUCUGAAUAUGCUUUUGACCCCACUCAGGAGCAGUCUGGUGUCACGUCACCCGACUCCUCUACCCUAGAUGAGCAUGUGGAGCAGGAGGCAGGAGGCACAGUGGACUCAUUACCAGAGGUUUCCAUGGGCUCCACUGACCUGGGUUCAGUUCCAACUGACAAAGUCCUCACAGUUACUUAUGACACUGGCUCUAGUGAAGCCUCUGGGGUCCACGAGGGAAUGCUUGACGUAACCCUCUUGACAUCCCCCAAACCUAUUACCUAUUCCCCCCCGACCCAGCGAUCCGUGGAAGCAGAGGCCAGCUCCCCAGGUGACUUCAUAACCUUCAUCCCAGAAACCAGCGUUCCAUCUGGGUUUGAUCCCCUGGAGGAAGGGCUGGAGAAGGUGGAGCAAGAGGGGUUGGGUGAAAUCCCAGAAGUAGUUGAAACUACUACCCCAGAGACAGCUUCUGGUGAGGAGGGGAGUGGAGAUGAGCAGAAUGGUCAGGUGGUGAGUGGAGAAGAGGAGAGUGGUCAGGAGGUGAGUGGAGACGAGGAGAGUGGUCAGGAGGCGAGUGGAGACGAGGAGAGUGGUCAGGAGGCGAGUGGAGACGAGGAGAGUGGUCAGGAGGCGGUUGAAGACAAGGAGAGUGGUCAGGAGGCGAGUGGAGACAAGGAGAGUGGUCAGGAGGCGAGUGGAGACAAGGAGAGUGGUCAGGAGGCGAGUGGAGACGAGGAGAGUGGUCAGGAGGCGAGUGGAGACAAGGAGAGUGGUCAGGAGGCGAGUGGAGACAAGGAGAGUGGUCAGGAGGCGGUUGAAGACAAGGAGAGUGGUCAGGAGGCGAGUGGAGACAAGGAGAGUGGUCAGGAGGCGAGUGGAGACAAGGAGAGUGGUCAGGAGGCGAGUGGAGACAAGGAGAGUGGUCAGGAGGCGAGUGGAGACGAGGAGAGUGGUCAGGAAGCGAGUGGAGACAAGGAGAGUGGUCAGGCGGUGAGUGGAGACAAGGAGAGUGGUCAGGAGGCGAGUGGAGACAAGGAGAGUGGUCAAGAGUCGAGUGGAGACGAGGAGAGUGGUCAGGAGGCGAGUGGAGACAAGGAGAGUGGUCAGGAGGCGAGUGGAGACAAGGAGAGUGGUCAGGAGGCGAGUGGAGACGAGGAGAGUGGUCAGGAGGCGAGUGGAGACGAGGAGAGUGGUCAGGAGGCGAGUGGAGACAAGGAGAGUGGUCAGGAGGUGAGUGGAGACGAGGAGAGUGGUCAGGAGGUGAGUGGAGACGAGGAGAGUGGUCAGGAGGCGAGUGGAGACAAGGAGAGUGGUCAGGAGGCGAGUGGAGACAAGGAGAGUGGUCAGGAGGUGAGUGGAGACGAGAAGAGUGGUCAGGAGGAGAGUGGAGACGAGGAGAGUGGUCAGGAGGCGAGUGGAGACGAGGAGAGUGCUCAGGAGGCGAGUGGAGACAAGGAGAGUGGUCAGGAGGCGAGUGGAGAUGAGGACAGUGACCAGGAGCUGAGUGGAAAUGAGGACAGUGACCAGGAGGUGAGUGGCCAAGAGGGAGUAGAGUCCGGCUCAGGCGAGAAGCACUCUGCAUCUGCUGAUUCUGCUGAUUCUGGAGAAAGCUCACGGAUCCUUGAACCAGAAGUCCCAUACAUCAAUGAAACUGUCACUCCCAUCAAUGGCACAACUGUCAAUAGCACAGAUGAAAGCGAGCCUGAGUCGAGCACAGAUGCGCCUUCUACUGACAUGGAGAUCACGCUGCUCCCUGAUUUGUACCAGACCCCCGUGCCCUCCUCCACCGUACCCCAGGAGUCCCGGGCCGAUGCAGAUCUGGAGUACAGUGGGGAGACCUCAGUCACGGAGGACCCUGACUCCAUCACUCCACCCACUGAGGAGCCUGAAGAGACCCCCAGCCCGACGCCCACCACAGAGGACUACGAUGACCAGACUACGACGGCAGCACCCUUAUAUCCAGAGGACGUUGAUGAGGAGAAACUGAUUACCACUUCUACUACUCCAAGAUUUGGGAACAUUUCAGAUGCCUGCCUAGAUAAUCCUUGUUCCAACGGGGGAACAUGUGUGGACAGUGGGUCUUCAACCAAGUGCCUUUGCUUGCCCACCUAUGGAGGAGACAUGUGCCAGACAGACCUGGAGGUGUGUGAGCCGGGUUGGGAAAAGUUCAUGGGCUUCUGUUACCAACAUUUCACCAAGCGUCAGGGCUGGGAGGUGGCAGAGCAGCACUGUCGUUUGUGUGGCGGUCACCUGAUCUCGGUCAUGACCCCUGAGGAACAGGACUACAUUAAUGAUAAGUACAGAGAGUACCAGUGGACGGGACUGAAUGACAGGACCAUAGAGGGAGACUUCCGCUGGUCUGACGGGAAUCCUCUGUUGUAUGAGAACUGGUACCGGGGCCAGCCGGACAGUUACUUCCUGUCUGGAGAGGACUGUGUGGUGAUGGUAUGGCAUGACGGGGGGCGCUGGAGCGAUGUGCCCUGUAAUUACCACCUCUCCUACACCUGCAAGAAGGGCACCUCUUUCUGUGGCCAACCCCCCAUUAUUGCCAAUGCCAAGGUGUUUGGUAAGUCGCGUCUGCGCUACGAGACCAACUCCAAGGUGCGUUACUACUGUGAAGAAGGAUUCCUCCAGACACAGAACCCCAUCAUUAAGUGCCUAUCCAACGGCCAAUGGGAGGAGGCUUUGAUCACCUGUCACCCUGCCCUGACCAACUUGGCAGAGCGAGAGCAGAAGGUCACGACGCCACCCUAUCAGAACGAGGGGGUGGAGGUGGUGGACACAGCCACGGAGAAAGCCACUUCAGGGUUCUGGGACAUCAAGUGGAACUAAUAAGCUCAUCAAACUCAAUAUGCCCCUUCCCUCUGCCCCCUUCCCUGGAAUCCUAUGUUCCACUCAAAGACUGUCCAACCUUGUCCCUCCAACAAGGUGGAGCCUUGUAAAAUAAAUGUUCUCCCUGAGAACGAGUCAUCACAUUCCUGUCACCAGCGCUUUCCAGGAUAAACCCAUUUAGAACAUCAACAGACUUGAUGUUACUCGGACCUAGUGCCGAUCGAUCACACUUACAAUAAGAGUACAUCCCAACAUAAGGCCACGAUUAGAGGGAAUGGAUCGAAUUUGCACAGUACAGUUUUGUCAUUGGAAUGAGCUUUAACGAAGGUGUCCCAUCCAUCACUGGGCUUGUUUGUUGUAUAAGGGUGUGUGAUUGUUGACUAGUGACAUUCUUUGAUAUCCACCUGUGCUAUGACACUGUUGUAUUACUGUAUUUGACUGAGUAACAUAUAUUAUGACAUGUUUAUGAGGGUGUACACUAAGAUUUUGAUAGAGAGUUUCAGAAAAGUGCAACCUAAAUCUCAACCUCAGCUGGUCUGACAUUAACCGAAGCCACUUUCCCACCCUCUGCCACAAAGUCAGAAUUAAGAUGUCCACUUCCGUAUGCUAUUGUAUAAGAACAUCUCCUUGUCAAUCCAUAUCUUCUCAAUUCCUACAACACAAAGCAUUUUCUCAACACGUCCUCUUAUCUGGUGCUUUGUUUUAUCAGGUGUCUUACGAACUUUGGACCCAAUAUUAGAAGCCAAUUUCCACUUUUAAAGUACUUGGUUUGAAAAUAGCCAGAAUCCAAAGUUUGUUUUUUUAUACUCUCGUAAAAAAGUAAUCACUAAGAUACUAGGAAGAACAUGUGAAAAUGUCCACAAUGGUAUUUCUGUUUUCAUGCACCAAUGAUGUCAUUGUCUUAGUUCCAGUGGAAGUAAUACUGUACGUUGGUAGUGUUUAACAGUAAUCAAAUAAUGCUAAUUGUAAAUCCCAUUUGUGACUGCACAAUUGCAUAUUGAACUUGUUAUGAAAGAAAAAAUGUAAUUGUACAACUAAUUAAAAAGGAGAUGGAUUAAAUAAGAAAAAUAUAGUUUUUGGAGAGUAGAAAAUAAAUAU